CCCCAUGGACUUACUGGGCCCCAUGGAGAUGACGGAGGGCUCCCUCUGCUCCUUCGCGGCUGCUGAUGACUUCUAUGAUGACCCGUGCUUCAACACAUCGGACAUGCACUUCUUCGAGGACCUGGACCCCCGGCUGGUGCAUGUGGGGGGCCUGCUGAAGCCCGAGGAGCACCCGCACCACCAUGGGCACCCACAUGAGGAGGAGCACGUCCGGGCACCCAGUGGGCACCACCAGGCCGGCCGCUGCCUGCUGUGGGCCUGCAAGGCUUGCAAGAGGAAGACCACCAAUGCCGACCGCCGUAAGGCUGCCACUAUGAGGGAGCGGCGGCGGCUCAGCAAGGUCAAUGAAGCCUUUGAGACCCUCAAGCGCUGCACCUCCACCAACCCCAACCAGCGCUUGCCUAAGGUGGAGAUCCUGCGUAAUGCCAUCCGCUACAUCGAGAGCCUGCAGGCGCUGCUGCGGGAGCAGGAGGACGCUUAUUACCCAGUGCUGGAACACUACAGCGGGGAGUCGGAUGCCUCCAGCCCCCGCUCCAACUGCUCUGACGGCAUGAUGGAGUACAGCGGGCCUCCUUGCAGCUCUCGCAGAAGAAACAGCUAUGACAGCAGCUACUACACAGAAUCACCAAAUGAUCCAAAGCAUGGGAAGAGUUCUGUUGUUUCCAGCCUCGAUUGCCUCUCAAGCAUUGUAGAGAGGAUUUCCACAGAUAACUCCACAUGUCCUAUACUGCCUCCAGCAGAAACUGUUGCUGAAGGGAGUCCCUGUUCCCCCCCAGAAGGAGCGCGUCUGAAUGAUAGCGGAGCCCAAAUUCCUUCCCCCACUAACUGCGCCCCACUUCCCCAGGAUAACAGCAGCAGCAGCAACCCUAUCUACCAAGUACUAUAAAGACAGGUCCAGCUGGACUGCACUGAAAACAAAUUGCUCCAUUCAGCCAUGCUCCAAGACCUGCCUUCUAAGACUGAAAAAAAUUCUUAAGACUUGUCCCAGUUUUAAAAUAUCACUCAAAAUUCCUUCAAAUAUAUAACUUUUCAAGCCUGUAUUACUUCAAAUUAAACCUAGUUAUUUAUUGGUUGUUAAACUAAAGUUAUUUAAUAUGUCUAGAGAUAAAAUUGUAUACCAUGAAAUGGCCAAUGUUUAAUCUGGGCUUUGGGGAAUAGGAGACCUGGCUAUUGAAUGUGGAGGAGAAUAGAAAUCUACAACAGUGGUGGCAUGACAGAUCCUUCCUAUUACUCCUGUUCUG
Molecule: messenger RNA, 1241 nt
Organism: Grus americana (Whooping crane)
Lineage: Eukaryota; Metazoa; Chordata; Aves; Gruiformes; Gruidae
Gene: MYOD1
Product: myogenic differentiation 1
Exons: 3
Coding region: 5-886 (293 amino acids)
Biological process (GO): regulation of transcription by RNA polymerase II; positive regulation of myoblast differentiation; muscle organ development
Molecular function (GO): RNA polymerase II cis-regulatory region sequence-specific DNA binding; protein dimerization activity; DNA-binding transcription factor activity, RNA polymerase II-specific
Source: RefSeq, a predicted model, not a curated record